AAAAAUAAAAAUGUCAAUAACAGUGUCGAAAGUGUUUGUGCCGAUGAAGCCCGAACCAUAAUUCUUCCUCCUUCCGCAACUUCUCCUCUUCCUCCUACUCGCUGCUGAAUUCGAGAUUCGAGCUACGGCAAUGGAUUCCAGGACGGAGGUGGAGGGUUCCAUGUUCGAGACGAGCCAUGUCCUUGGUGCUCUCCUUGCAUCUUCCCCUCUGCUGGCGCAAGCCUGGACCCGCUGCCUGCGUGCCAAUGCAGGCAGCGCCAGCUUCGUCAUCGAUAGGAGCGGCGACGCGGUCUUCGUCGCCUUCUCCGGGGCGCAAGCCGCCGCUUCGCCGUCUGGCCUCGGCGGAGGGUUCUUCGAGCCUGUUCCCCUAUGCAGCGGCACGCACGAGCUCUUCGCGCCGCUGGGAAGAGGCGAAGAGGACGACGGCGGGAAGCCGCAGCCCGUGCUCCUCCAGGCCGACGCCCUCCGCUUGUUUAUGAGCUUGUACCACACCUCCGAGUUCCAGCUGCUGAUAUCAGAGACCCAAAACAAGUCGGUAGUACUGACUGGCCACUCUGUGGGAGGUUGUGUGGCCACCCUUUUGGGCCUUUAUUUCCUAUGCUCGUCGUUUGUUCAGCCAAACGCUCCAAUGCCUGCUUCCCUUCUGUGCAUCACAUUUGGGAGCCCAUUGAUAGGGAAUGAGACACUCUCCCGAGUAAUCCUUAGAGAACGAUGGGGUGGAAGGUUCUGCAAUGUUGUCACGCAGCAUGACAUCAUGCCAAGGCUGCUCUUUUGCCCUCUCAACUCCAUGCCUAAUCAGUUUACUACCUUAAUUCACAAUCUCAUGCAGUCAAGGUACACCUCAAUGCAUAAUCCUCAGUGCUCAAAAUCCAAAUCGCACUUGCCGGAUGACCAGAAAGUAGAGUUGUAUCAAUAUAUAUCUGCGCAUAUCAGUGAAGCUGCAGUGGCAGAGCAAAAGCAACACAUGGGCCCUUAUCGACCAUUCGGAAACUAUGCUUUUUGCUCCACAGAAGGUGUGGUAUGCAUGAGUGAUCCGCUUACUGUUUUGAAGAUGCUCCACUUGACAUUCAUAACAAGUGAUGCAAGCAGAAGCAUUGAAGAACAGCAUGUUUCUUAUGGGGAUCUCAUAUCAAAGAUAUCAGAAAACCUACAAUUCAAGAAGAGACUCGACUUUGGAGAGUAUGAAACCAAGUCUAACUAUAGCAUGGGGGUCUCACUGGCCCUGGAGGCAUCAGGCAUUGGAGUCCAGGACACGGGUGCCAUGGAGGCGCGAGAGUGGCUUGAAUUGAGCAUGUGUCAAUGCCCGAAGCAAAAUAGUGCGAGCCUAGCAAUAAAGCUAGCCAAGGUGACUCCACGCCGUGCUCAGAUCGAGUGGUACAAGGCCUUGUGUGAUGACGACAUGGGCUACUAUGAUUGUUUCAAGCUCCGGAAGGCCAAGCGCGAUGGCAAGGUCAAUUUGAACCGCAUCAAGCUUGGGCAAUUCUGGAACGAGCUACUCUCCAUGCUGCAGGACAAUAAGCUGCCACACGACUUCCUGAAGCGCGACAAGUGGGUCAAUGCUGCUCAGUUCUACAAGCUCCUAGUCGAGCCCCUGGACAUUGCUGAGUACUACCGGUGCCAACUCCACAAGACCAGGGGCCACUACCUGAGCCAUGGCAGGGAGAGGAGGUACGUGGUGUUUGACAAAUGGUGGAAUGAGGACAAGGAGUCGUCUAAGAAGGCUGCCGACCGGAAGAGGAGCAAGUUUGCUGGCCUGACUCAGGACUCAUGCUUCUGGGCCAAGGUAGAAGAGGCAAGAGAGUGUCUCAAGAAUGCUUGUGGUGAAAAGAAUCCCACUAAGUUGGUGGAGCUUUGGCAGAACAUCAAUGGCUUUGAGAGCUACGUGAAUGGGUUGAUCGAGAGAAAGGAGGUGUCGAUCGAUGUGUUAGCCCCGCGGUCAAGCUACAGCUUGUGGGUGAAUGAGCUGAAGGAGAUGAAGCUGAAGCAGGCACGCAGUCUACCUUCUUCCUCUGUUCUUGUUGGAGUAACUGGAGGCAUGUAGUCUGCAGAACCAUGAAGAGUAACUGGUGGUAUGUAAUUAUAUUUUGAAAUUAGCAGUAGCAGUGCACUUUAUACUUUGAAAAAUUAGCAUUAAUGUUCUUAAUCAAUGAUAAAUUAUCAUUAGAUAAAAUCAUAGAAUGGGGUUUUUAUAACUGUAUCCCUGAUCUGAUUACAACGUCUAGUCGAAUAAUUGUUUGUGUAAUGAUUGAUGAAAUUUAGUUAUGCCAAAGCUAAUUGUCAAUGUUAA
Messenger RNA from Zingiber officinale, 2287 nucleotides. RefSeq names its product lipase-like PAD4. The transcript is spliced from 4 exons. The coding region runs from base 131 to 2041 and encodes 636 amino acids. The record is from RefSeq and is a predicted model, not a curated record. Lineage: Eukaryota; Viridiplantae; Streptophyta; Magnoliopsida; Zingiberales; Zingiberaceae. Gene Ontology annotation, biological process: lipid metabolic process.